Messenger RNA from Dendronephthya gigantea, 2368 nucleotides. Its product is annotated as dual specificity mitogen-activated protein kinase kinase 1-like. Lineage: Eukaryota; Metazoa; Cnidaria; Anthozoa; Malacalcyonacea; Nephtheidae. The transcript is spliced from 10 exons. The record is from RefSeq and is a predicted model, not a curated record. Gene Ontology annotation, biological process: protein phosphorylation. The coding region runs from base 217 to 1404 and encodes 395 amino acids. Gene Ontology annotation, molecular function: ATP binding; protein kinase activity.
AAGUUCAUUCAGACAUGCGCCAUGUAUUCUUACGAGGUUGCAGAGCUGUGUUGCUGUGUACUGUAAAAUGUCGCUCGACUGCAAUGUUGCAACGUGAAAAUAUUUAGCUUGCAGUUUUGGACUCAAACUGCCCACUCUUGCGAUCGUAUUUCCUGUGCAGAAUCCUGUGGACUUGGAAAUGCAUUCGGACUGCUACUGAUACACUUCAAAUUCAAGAUGGCGGAUGGAAAAAAGUUGAAAAAUCGCCCGAAAUUAACCAUUCUAGCACCGCCCGUUGCAAUACCUGAAAACACAGACAUCGAGACAUCGGCUUCAGGAAAUGUCGACUCGAUCAACAAGAAAUUGGCCGACCUCGAAAUGGACGAUUCGCAGCGAGAAAGGCUCAUGUCUUUCCUGGCGGAGAAACGUAAAAUCGGGGACCUCAACACCGAUGAUUUCGAAAAACUCGACGAGCUAGGCGCUGGUAAUGGCGGGGUAGUCACAAAAGUACUACACAAACCAACAGGCCUAAUUAUGGCACGAAAGCUAAUCCAUUUGGAAAUCAAGCCGGCGAUUCGUAAUCAAAUCAUUCGUGAACUGAAGGUUUUACACGACUGUAAUUCGCCGUAUAUUGUUGGGUUUUACGGGGCAUUUUAUUGCGAUGGGGAAAUUUCAAUAUGUAUGGAACACAUGGAUGGUGGUUCCUUAGAUCAAGUUUUAAAGAAAGCAGGCAGGAUUCCUGAAGAUGUUUUGGGGAUAAUUAGUAUUGCAGUUCUCAAAGGCCUUAGUUACUUAAGAGAAAAUCACAAAAUAAUUCAUAGAGAUGUGAAACCAUCUAACAUCUUGAUCAGCUCAAGAGGAGAAAUUAAACUGUGUGAUUUUGGCGUGAGUGGUCAGUUGAUUGACUCAAUGGCAAACUCGUUUGUUGGAACAAGAUCGUAUAUGGCUCCUGAACGUUUACAAGGAAAUAUCUACUCGAUUCAAUCAGAUAUUUGGAGUCUUGGAUUAUCAUUAGUUGAAAUGGCAAUCGGGCGGUACCCGGUUCCACCACCCAACCCUGAAGACAUUGAUAAAGUCUUCUCUGGGGAAAUCCAAGAUUUAGCUUCACUUAAUCCAGAGAGGAUUGUUCCUGGGGCCCAGGUCCCUCAAGGAGUGAAUGGUGGAGAGGUCCCAAGGCCAAUGGCAAUUUUUGAAUUGCUGGAUUACAUUGUAAACGAGCCUGCUCCCAGGUUACCAGAGAGGCAUUUUUCAGAUGACUUUCGAGAAUUUGUACAUAAAUGUUUGGUAAAGAAUCCAAACGAACGAGCAAAUCUUAAGUUUUUAAUGAGCCACCAAUUUAUAAAGAAGGCCGAAGAAUCUAGCAUCGAUUUUGUUGGCUGGGUUCAAAGAACACUUGGCGUAGUCCCACAGACAACGACAGUAUAACUGAUUAGUAAAGUUUGUAUUUUUAAUUAUUUCCCUGCGACAACAAUUAACCAACGUUUUUGUGGUUGGUUAAAAGCGGCAAAACACAGGAAGUUUAAAAAUGACCAUUUAGAGUAGCUGUAAAUGGGCCUGAUCCGUUGGGAAGAACUUCCUAUCCCAUAACUGAGUUGAUCAGGAAACAUGCAACGAUAGAAUUAAUGUUUGCCGCCAUAAUCAUGUUUUUGGUCCAAAUCGGAACACAUUUUAGCCCGAGCAAGGGAUAAAAUAAGUUCAAGAGGGUGUGAAAAACAUAUUUAUGCACAAGAACAUCAGUUGCAUAAUUAUGAUAAUUUUGAAAGGUAUUUAGAACCGUAAACAAAGCAAAUGAGGAUUCAUUUCGAGUCAAGUAAAAUAUAAUCCAGCCCGCGACCUGCGGGCUGAACCAUAUUUUAUCCUGACAAAAAUUUUUCAAUUUUGCUCGCAAAAUGCACCAUAGCGAAGAAUUUUGUUCGAUGCAAAACUGCCUUAGAGCCCAUUGAGGAUAUUAUAACAUGAAGUCCUGAAGCAUUCAGGCAACUCAGAACGAUGGGUGACGUUUUAUUUACAGGAAAUUUUCAUCGCAUUUAAUUAGUUUUUUCCUUCGAAUUACAACUUGUGGUUGAGACUGGAAGGAAUUAAAAUAGCACAUGUCGGACCAAAGCACCCAGCUUGAGCUCGCUUUUAACCUCAAGACUGUAUUGUAUAUUUUUUUCCAACGAUAAACACCCUCCUUCGACUUUUAGGAAAAGUAGUUAGUCCUUUUUCAUUUGAUACGAUGACUGCAUUAGUGCAACUUCAAUUUAUAUAUAAUUAUAAAUAUAUAUUUCAACACGGCUAGCAAAUUGUGAAAUUCACUACUUUUUGUGAAAUAGACAUUUGUUUUUGUAUUUAAUAUAUUUAGUGUUAUUCUACUAUGUCCUUGAUGUAUAUUUGCAUAAUUAUAUUU